Messenger RNA from Solanum pennellii, 977 nucleotides. RefSeq names its product homeobox protein knotted-1-like 6. Gene Ontology annotation, cellular component: nucleus. Gene Ontology annotation, molecular function: DNA binding; DNA-binding transcription factor activity, RNA polymerase II-specific. The record is from RefSeq and is a predicted model, not a curated record. Lineage: Eukaryota; Viridiplantae; Streptophyta; Magnoliopsida; Solanales; Solanaceae. Gene Ontology annotation, biological process: regulation of DNA-templated transcription. The transcript is spliced from 5 exons. The coding region runs from base 12 to 875 and encodes 287 amino acids.
UGGAGGAAAUUAUGUACGAAUUUGGUGGUUACUCCGAUAAUCAUGAUUUGGAGGCGCCGGAAUAUUUUGAAUGUCCGGCGGAGGCGUUUUCCGAUGAGGAAUUAUUUGGAUCGGCCGGAAACACUAGGUCGUUGGAAGUAAUUUCAGCUACUAAUUCAUCAAUAGUAGAAGAAGAAAAUAUUCAAGCAAAGAUCUCUUCUCAUCCUUUGUAUACUAAACUUCUUCUGACUUAUCUCCAUUGUCGCAAGGUGGGAGCACCACCUGAGACUGUGGAUAUGUUGGACAAUAUUGUCCAAGAAAAUGAUCUUUAUAGGAGAUCAAUCAGCAGCACUGCCUUAAAUCAACCAAUCAGUGAAAAUUCUGAGCUAGAUGAUUUCAUGGUAACUUAUUGUGAUGUUUUGGCUAAGUUGAAGUUGGAUCUGGGAAGGUCUUUCAAUGAAGCAACUACUUUUCUUAACGAUAUUCAAACUCAACUUACCAAUCUCUGUGAGGUUAAUAACGGGCAGCAGCAGAAGAGUAGUAUUAGUAGUAUUGAUGAAUCAGGGAGUGAAAUAAAUUUUUUAAAGGAUAAAUUAAUGGAAAAGUACAGUGGAUAUAUAACAAGUUUAAAGCAUGAUUUUUGCAACAAGAAUUAUAACAAGGGAAAGCUACCAAAAGAAGCAACACAAAUUUUGCUCAACUGGUGGACUACUCACUAUAAUUGGCCGUAUCCUACGGAUGGAGAGAAAAAAAGUCUAGCAGAAUUAACAGGUUUAGAUCCAAAGCAGAUUAACAACUGGUUCAUAAAUCAACGGAAACGACACUGGAAAUUACCUUCACAAAACAUGCAAUUUGCUCUUAUGGAAACCACCAUAUAUGGUCACUUUUCUCAAUAAUUUUUGUGUAUAUAGUACCAAACUAAAUAUCUUUCCACCAAUUUAUGUGGUUUAGUUUCUAACAAAAUUAUUCUAAUUAUGGUUCUAACUCUCAAGUUUCAA